AUCAGAUCGAAGGACACAGAGCAGAUCCAGAAUUUGCUAGCCGGCCGAGACCUUGACCUGGAGUGGCUGUCUGCAGAAGGCAAGACCUUCCUCAUGCAUGCAGUGGAACAGUCGGACGAAAGCACCGUCCAUCGACUCUUGGAUCCUGCCAUGGGAGCGUAUGCGAACACCGCGAAUAAGUCAGGUCUGACAGCGUUGCAUUUCGCAGUGAUGCGCCAGCGGCAUGACAUGAUUCGCUGCCUUCUGCACCACGAUGUGGACAUCCAGCCUCUGGACCUCAGCAAGCAGGCUCCUAUCACGAAAGCCGUCCGAGCCGGCGACAUGACGGCGGUGCAGAUCAUCUUUGACCGAGACGAGACGACUCUGCAGGUCAGAGGAGGAGACGAAUGGAGCCUGUUACACUAUGCGGUCACCAGCCGGAAAGCCGGGAGAGAGAUGAUUCACCUGCUUCUGGACCUGGCUCCGGACUUGAAAGAUGCAGUCGAUCAAGCCGGAAAGACAGCGUUGCACCAUUGCGUCCAAAACGAGCAGCUGGAACAAGUGGGUGCGUUGCUGGACCAUCAGCAUCAUCCAGACAUCGAUGCGACUGACU
Zymoseptoria tritici IPO323 is the source of this 592-nucleotide messenger RNA. RefSeq lists its product as uncharacterized. The annotation marks the transcript as partial. The transcript has a single exon. Gene Ontology annotation, biological process: RNA processing. Gene Ontology annotation, molecular function: RNA nuclease activity; protein binding; RNA binding. The record is from RefSeq and is a predicted model, not a curated record. NCBI's taxonomy places the organism in Eukaryota, Fungi, Ascomycota, Dothideomycetes, Mycosphaerellales, Mycosphaerellaceae.